GAAUUUGGUUACCAAGAGUGUCCGAAGAUCAAGGGCAACCGUUGAACAGCCCCAGGAUAAUCAGCACGGCUCUGUUCCCCGACGGAGACGUCCCCAAUCGCGAGAUCACCUUGAUGCUGAUGCAGUACGGACAGUUCCUCUCGCACGACAUCACCCAAUCGAUAGAUUCAACUUUCGUGAACGGAAGCGCAAUCUCUUGCUGCACCCCGGACGGAUCGCUACAGCUUCCACCUCACAUCAGACACUUCGCUUGCAUGCCCAUCUACAUCCCACCGAAAGAUCCCUUCUUUUCGUUCUUCAAGCAGGGAUGCAUGAAUUUCGUGCGAUCCGUUAUGGCGCCGAGAAGCGACUGCACUUUAGGAUACGCGCAACAAAUGAACAAAGUGACCCAUUUCGUUGACGGCUCUUCGGUGUACGGAUCGACCCCGGAGCAAACCGCAGAACUGCGCAGCUUCCAAGGAGGAAUGCUCAAAGUCUUCGUGGAUUUCGGAAGAGAAUUGUUACCUCUUUCGAAAGAUCCGGAAGCCUGCAUCACUCAGGAGCAAGGAUCUGCGUGCUUCGAAUCAGGAGACAGCAGAACAAACCAGAUGAUCUCUUUGGUGGCUCUGCACACGCUCUUCAUGCGAGAACAUAACAGAUUGGCCAGAGAAUUGGGCAGAAUCAAUUCGCGUUGGUCCGAUCAAAAGAUUUUCUUGGAAGCCAGGCGAAUCUUAACAGCAGAAAUGCAGGUGGUAACUUACAAGGAAUUCUUGCCAGCUCUUUUAGGUGAAGCGGCGAUGAAAGAAUUCGACAUCGGUUUGAAAGAGUUCGAUUACUCUUACGAUUAUGACCAGAGGGUGGAGCCCUCUGUUACCAACGAAUUCGCUUCAGCCGCAUUCAGAUUCGGUCAUUCGACGGUCGAAGGACUCCUCAAGAUUUACGGGGUUGAUAAGAUGGACGAAAUGAUUUCGUUGCCCGAAACGAUGUUCUAUCCGGGUCGAAUGCGAAAGCAUCUCUUCUACGAUCAACUCUUGAGCACGUUGACCACGGAACCCAUACAAGAAGUCGACAAUCUGCUUUCGGAAUCGCUUACCAAAUACAUGUUUCGUGCUGGUAAUCCUUUCGGCGUCGAUUUGGCUUCCCUGAAUAUCCAGAGAGGUCGCGAUCACGGUCUCAGACCGUACAACGAUUACAGGCAGCUGGUGGGACAGGCGAGGUACACGAGUUUCAAGGACUUCGGGGCGCAGUUCGGGCCCAAACUCGCUUCGGUCUAUUCCUCCGUGGACGACGUCGAUCUUUGGGUCGGCGGACUGUUGGAGUCCAAACACGCCGGAAGCAUUUUGGGUGUCACUUUUAGAGACAUCAUCGCCGAUCAGUUCUUCAGGCUGAAGAAGGGCGACAAGUACUUCUUCGAUCACGAUCCUUCAGUCAAUCCCAGCCACUUCACUCUAGAGCAAUUGCAGAGUCUCAGGAAGAGUUCGUUGUCGAGAAUGAUCUGUGAUAACAGCGAUGGUUUUCUUCUAGCCAGGCAAGCUCUAAACGCGUUCAAACUUCCCGGAGUUCCUGGGAACGAAUUCCACGAUUGCAACGGAAACGAGAUACCGAGGAUAAACCUGAUGCUGUGGCAGGAUUUCGAAUAAACAGUUUGCAACUGCAGCAGUUGUAAAUUUGAUUGUAAUCGUAUAAUUUAUUCAACAAGCAAUAUU
Molecule: messenger RNA, 1685 nt
Organism: Nicrophorus vespilloides
Lineage: Eukaryota; Metazoa; Arthropoda; Insecta; Coleoptera; Silphidae
Gene: Pxt
Product: chorion peroxidase
Exons: 9
Biological process (GO): response to oxidative stress
Molecular function (GO): heme binding; peroxidase activity
Source: RefSeq, a predicted model, not a curated record